This is a messenger RNA of Morchella sextelata, 252 nucleotides long. RefSeq lists its product as uncharacterized. The record is from RefSeq and is a predicted model, not a curated record. Bases 1 to 252 code for a protein of 83 amino acids. Lineage: Eukaryota; Fungi; Ascomycota; Pezizomycetes; Pezizales; Morchellaceae. The transcript has a single exon.
AUGCCCUUCGGCCUUACCAAUGUGCCGGCCACCUUCCAAUACUUUAUUAAUGAUUGCGUCCGUGACUACCUUGAUAUGUUCUGUACAGCCUAUCUUGACGAUAUCCUCAUCUACAGCGACACCUUCGAGGAACAUAGGGAUGCGUACCAGACCACAAGAGUACACUACGCAGAGCUCAGAGUUCGGCUAACAGCUACAAAGGUAGAAGUUUCCAAGGUCUCUUCAGUCAACGUCGAGUAUGAUUCUCCUUGA